GUCGUUCUGAGUUCCGGCCACUCACUGGGAGCAAACAUGGCGGCCGAGGGAGACGUCGACCUGGACCUGGAGGCCGAGGAUAACUGCACCGGGAAACCGGCGGAGAAGCCUCGGAAGCAUGACAGCGGCGCCGCGGACCUGGAGAGAGUCACGGACUACGCGGAGGAGAAGGAAAUCUCCAGCUCCGACCUGGAGACGGCCAUGUCGGUGAUCGGAGACAGAAGGUCACGAGAACAGAAAGCCAAACAGGAAAGAGAAAAGGAGCUGGCCAAAGUCACCAUCAAGAGAGAGGACGUAGAACUGAUUAUGUCGGAGAUGGAGAUCUCGAGGUCCGUGGCCGAGCGCAGUCUGAGGGAACACAUGGGCAACGUGGUGGAGGCUCUGGUGGCGCUGACCAACUGAACCGACGUUUGCAGACCUGGACCGCUGCGAAGUCAUUUCUCAUCGAGUCCGUGAGGCUGAACUCAUCUGUGGUGUCAUCUUCAUCCCAAACACUGUUUUUUCAUUCUUUCUUUCAUUUUUUAAAUAAAAGUUGACAUGUG
Molecule: messenger RNA, 542 nt
Organism: Scophthalmus maximus (turbot)
Lineage: Eukaryota; Metazoa; Chordata; Actinopteri; Pleuronectiformes; Scophthalmidae
Gene: hypk
Product: huntingtin interacting protein K
Exons: 4
Coding region: 37-402 (121 amino acids)
Biological process (GO): negative regulation of apoptotic process; protein stabilization
Source: RefSeq, a predicted model, not a curated record